Messenger RNA from Stegostoma tigrinum, 3260 nucleotides. RefSeq names its product ALG14 UDP-N-acetylglucosaminyltransferase subunit (gene alg14). The record is from RefSeq and is a predicted model, not a curated record. Gene Ontology annotation, cellular component: UDP-N-acetylglucosamine transferase complex. The transcript has 4 exons. Bases 56 to 706 code for a protein of 216 amino acids. Lineage: Eukaryota; Metazoa; Chordata; Chondrichthyes; Orectolobiformes; Stegostomatidae. Gene Ontology annotation, biological process: dolichol-linked oligosaccharide biosynthetic process.
UCGAAGUAGCGAGUGCGGUUGCGCAGGGUUUGAUUGACGGCGAGCCCUGAGCUCAAUGGGUUUGAGCAGUGGAGUUGGUGUAGCGCUGUUCGCUCUCGGCUGCAUUUUCAUUGCGAGGAUCUUCCUGGUACUCAGGAAAAGUGGAGUUCCCAAAGUGGGCAGGCGUGACCCCGCCAGUGUGCUGGUGGUGCUCGGUUCCGGGGGGCACACGACAGAAAUUCUCAGGCUGAUGGAUAGCCUCUCAGCUUCAUAUGCUCCAAGGCAUUACAUCAUUGCUAACACGGAUAGGAUGAGUGAAGAGAAAGUUCGUAUCCUUGAGGCAUCUAGAACGAAAGGAAAUACUGACCCUCAGCAUACUAUUCACUGGAUUCCUCGUAGCCGCGAGGUCUGUCAGUCCUGGACGUCUUCAGUGAUAAGUACAGUAUACUCGCUGCUGUAUUCCAUCCCACUGGUGUUCCAGCUGAAACCUGAUGUGGUGCUGUGUAAUGGUCCAGGAACAUGCGCGCCCCUUUGUGUAUCUGCUCUGCUGCUCGGAAUCCUUGGUGUGAAGAAAGUGCUGAUUAUCUACGUAGAGAGCAUCUGCCGCGUUGAAACCUUGUCUCUGUCAGGGCAGAUACUGUACAAUUUGUCAGAUUACUUUUUUGUUCAAUGGCCAGUACUGCAGAAGAAAUAUCCCAAAGCAAUCUACCUUGGCCGACUAGUUUGAACAUCUCAUGGGAGCUGGGACUAAGAUUGUGCAAAAAGCAUUUGUGCCCAGAUGUCAGGAAGCAGCAGCAAUGCAGAAUAAAUACACCUUCCAGAUAUUGUUUGUUGGGUUUAAUCUCUGAAAAGGGAGCAUGUGUAUUGAAAGGAAAAGUUCUAGGUAAACUUACGGUAUUGGGGAUAAUCUACUGGACUUAAAUUUGUGGUCUUGGGACUGCUGCUAGAAAGUAUUAGUCAUGUACAACAUGAGGGAAUCAACCCCAUAUAAACAGUCAUAAGGUUAUUAUAACUGUUGACUGCUUCACACAUUUGGACUCUUUGUUUCACUAUUUUGUCAGUGAACUAAUUUUUAACAAUACAAGAAGCCAUGAGCUGCCAAUUCAUUUGAUUAACCCCUUCUUCCCUUUAUUGCUAUUCUUGAAUGGCUCUGUACACUAAAUAAACCUUCAUUUACUUUAUAUUAUACUUGAUUCCUACAACUAUUUUCCACAUCAAAGGUUAGUAUAGCAGUGCACUUUAUUCCCAGCCAGAAGCCAUUUGAACUUUCCUCGUUUGAAGAGCAUUUUUUCAUUUUUGAGUUGUCAAGUGUUCAUGUUAUGAGGUACAUUCGCUAUCGAAGUCUUUCUUCAUACAAUAUUUUCCAAAUUCCAAAAUUAAAACCAAAGACAAUAGAAAUGUUGACACAUUUUGUGUGCACACAUCAAUUUUAUUUGACGUAUGUUAAUGACUUUGGAAUUGCAUUGUCUGGUGUUAUUUAUCUUAAUCUUCAGUAGUUUAUGGAUUCUGUUCAUUCCCGUAUUUACUUUCCUCUCUGUUAAUCCUUUCAUUCCUCCUCAGCAUUAUAUUGUCAUCUAACAUUGUUUUUGAUCCUCAUUUCUCCCACUGUAUCUGUUAAGUGAAGUUUGAUUAUUUCCCAAUUAUCGAUGACUAGAUUGAAAAUGUGGGGACAUGUCCCCUGCAAUGACAAAUAAUUGAGGUUCUGGUGUUAAAAGAAAGAAGGGCUUCUGUUUGUUUUGUACCUUUCACAUCCUCAGGACAUUUCAAAGUGAUUUGUCACAAAUUAAGUAUGUUUCAAAUGUAGUCAUUGCUGCAGUAUAGAAAGCAACAAGUCAGUCCUGGGUGAUUGAAUAUUUGACUGAUUCUCAUUCAGGCUGCAGCUUAGUAAACUAAGAAACAAUAAGAAGCUACUUCAAGGAGACAGUCAUUCUUAUUUAAUGCAAAGUCCCGUGCUAAAGUUAAUUCAGAAUCUGUAGCAUUAGGGUUUGACAGGUAAUAUUUGGGACUGUGUAAAUAGCACCUGCUAUAAGGAUGACUUAAGAGAACAGACGAACGAGAGACUUGGAGAAAGAAUGCUCAGGCUUCAACACAGUAAAACCUAUUCAUGUGAGCCAUAUACACUUCUACAAUUUAUAAUAAACUGGUUGUUGCUUGAACAUACCAAUGACUCAAUCAUUCCACAGCUAGACUAACCAGCACACUACGGGUUGUCCUGGUUAAGAAAUUUGUCUAAGACUUGGCAGCAAGCCACAUACCAUAAUAUCAACAUGUAGAAAUGCAACAAUAAUUCCUAUGCAGCUGCCAGUCUCCAUUCUUUCAUAUUGUUGCCACGUUAUUGUAAUGGUCUUUUAAAUGAAUUGAUGUGUAGAUUCCUACCCUGACCUCAAUAUGUCACGUUUACUUUCUGUCAAAUGUACAUUGCAUUUAUUUGCAUUCUGAAUUGAUUUUACCACAAGAAUGUAUAAGGUGGGCCCUUUCUCCUGGAGCAUCGCAAAAGCAGUUUGUCUCAUGAAUCCUGAUUUUUGCCUACUGCAUAUGCAGUCUAGCCUCCACAGAGGUGAUUGUAUCAAUAGACAUGCCACUGAGGACAAACCCUCUGCAGUGACUCUUUGAUGGUCUUCACUGACGAGAUAUUUGCCUACCUAUUAUGUGCACCUCAAUCAGAUCUGGAGUGCAUCAAAAAUAGAUCCAUGGACAAAAUGACGCAGGAGGCACCCAUCAUUACAGGAGCCGGGGGAGCACGUCAGACUCAGAAGGGGAGGGACCCCUAUAAGGCCCAAGAGGAAUCACAAAUUAAUUUCCCUGUGGAAUGUAUUGUUUAUGAGUUUCGUGGUAACAGGCAAUUGCCUGUCCAGCUGGAAAUUAUCACCUGAAUCCUUUGGGGGCCCAUUUGUAGUAAUGUCCUAAUCGUGGAAUGGGAGGCUUGGGUUGAAGUCCUACCCACUCCAGAGGUGUUAAUAACAACCUCUGAACAGGACGAUUAGAAAAACAGGUUUAAAAAACACACUAUAAAGCAGAGGUAGUAAUAACCCAGAGAUAGUUGUAACCCCACUGUGAAGCUGCUCAUUUCUGAAGGAGGAUCCCAACCCGAAAUGUCAACUUUCCUGCUCCUCUGAUGCUGCCUGGCCAGCUAUGUUCCUCCAGCUCCAUACUGUGUUAACACGAGAAAACAGCUGGGGAUGGGUCUGCAGAUCUGCCUGUCCUGAGCUGGAUCUGGUUUGUGUAUGCCAUGAGUAGCAGUUCUAUUUUGGCGUUCAACAAUAAAUGAUGUUUCUUCCCUG